UCCGGCACCAGGCUUCUAACUCAGCACUUCUGCUGAAGAAGUCGGAAGUUGUUUCCUGUGCUGCGGUGUGUUUUCAGCCGUGAGGACGUUGGAAGUUGGCUCCUGGGCUGCGGUGUGUUUUCCGUUGUGGAGAGAGCGAAGCCAACCUCGGCAGCCGCAUCAUGAAUUCAUUGACCUAUGAUGACGUGCAUAUCAACUUCACUUGCGAAGAGUGGGCUUUGCUGGAUGCUUCCCAGAAGAGACUCUACAAAGAUGUGAUGCUGGAAACCUACAGUAACCUUACUGCUAUAGGCUACAAAUGGGAAGACCAUAAUAUCGAAGAACAUUGUCAAAGAUUUCGAAGACGUGGAAGGCAUAAAAGAAGUCGUACUGAAGAGAGACCCUAUGAAUGUAAGCAAUGUGGUAAAGCCUUUUCCCAUCGAUGUUAUCUCCAUAACCAUGAAAGAAGACAUACUGGAGAGAAACCCUAUGAAUGUAAUCAAUGUGGAAAAGCCUUUGCAAAUCGAAGUCAUCUCAACAUUCAUAAAAGGUGCCACACUGGAGAGAAACCCUAUUCAUGUAAUCAUUGUGGAAAAGCCUUUUCACAACAGAGUCAUCUCAACAUUCAUAAAAGAAUCCAUACUGGAGAGAAACCCUAUCAAUGUAAUCAAUGUGAAAAAGCUUUUACAGAUUACACUCAUCUUAGAAGACAUGCAAUAAUUCAUACUGGAGUGAAACCCUAUGAAUGUAAUCAAUGUGGUAAAGCCUUUUCAAAACAUGGUAGUCUCCAAACACAUAAAAGAACUCAUACUGGAGAGAAACCCUAUCAAUGUAAUCAUUGUGGAAAAGCUUUUGCAGAUUACAGUUAUGUUAAAUUACAUGAAAGAACUCAUACUGGAGAGAAACCCUAUGAAUGUAAGCAAUGUGGGAAAGCCUUUUCACAACGGAGUCAUCUCCAAAUUCAUAAAAGAACCCAUACUGGAGAAAAACCCUAUGAAUGCAAGCAAUGUUAUAAAACUUUUGCAAAUUGCAGUGCUCUUAAAAUACAUGACAGAACUCAUACUGGAGUGAAACCGUAUGAAUGUGAUCAAUGUGGGAAAGCCUUUUCACACCACAAUAGUCUCCAAACACAUAAAAGAACUCAUACUGGAGAGAAACCCUAUCAAUGUAAUGAAUGUGGGAAAGCCUUUGCAAAACACAGUGGUCUCCAAUCGCAUAAAAGAACUCAUACCGGAGAGAAACCCUAUGAAUGUAAGCAAUGUGGGAAAGCCUUUUCACAAUGGAGUCAUCUCAAAAUUCAUAAAAGAACUCAUAUUUGAGUGAAAACCUAAGAAUGUGAUUAAUGUGGGAAAGACUUUUCAGAUUACAAUAGUCUCCAAGCACAUAAAAUAAUUCAUAAUCAGUAGAAACCCUAUGAAUAUAAUGAAUGUGGUAGAGUGUUUUCAGAAUACAGUGGUCUCCAAAUGCAUACAAAAUUCAUAGUAGGGGAAGACAAACACAGCCCAACUUUUGCUACUCAUUUCAGGGGGUCCCAAGCCACUCAUAGGCCAGCCUGGGUUCUCAAGAUCUGGCCUGGCAAGAAGACAUCCAUGGCCCAUCUGAUGCCACUUGGCUCCGAUGGAUACAAGCCACCCACAGGCCAGACUGAGUUAAGACCUCAGCUGGUGGGAAGACAUCCAUAUUGGCCUGACCAUGAUCCAUGAUUUUGUUUGGAGGAAUUUGGUGUUUGGAAAGCAGUGGAAUGUUUUAAGCACUACUACUUAAUGAGCCAAACUAGUAGGUACAUAGAAGACAGUGGUACUGAAUGUGAUUUUGAUAAAAUGUGAGUGGCUCACUCAAGAAGAAGAAGAGAAGAUUUUAGUAUGUUGCUUAGAUCGACCAUUCUUUUAUUAUUUUGGUUAAGAAAAUGGCUGGCUUUUGCCUUUAUCUAGAGCCUGCCUGAGUGUAAAGAAAUUUGGAUUAGUUCCUUCGGCAGAAGAAACCUCAAAACAGCAUAGUAUAGAUUCUGUCAUGUGGUUAUGAAUGGUAACUCUAAGGAAGAUUUAUAAUGAAAAGGAGCAAGCUGAACAGUAUAAAUUACAAAAUGUAAAAUUUAAGGAGAGAAGGAACACGAAAAAGUGGAGUGGUAGAUUUCAGCAACAUCACAAACUACAGAAAGGCUACAGUCUCAUGGAAACUGAAUAAUCCUCAAUUGAAUCACUAUUGGGUCAAGGAAGAAAUAAAGAAAGAAAUUAAAGACUUCCUAGAAUUCAAUGAAAAUGAAUGUACAACUGUUGGGAGUGCAA
Messenger RNA from Peromyscus maniculatus bairdii (prairie deer mouse), 2264 nucleotides. RefSeq lists its product as uncharacterized. The record is from RefSeq and is a predicted model, not a curated record. Gene Ontology annotation, biological process: regulation of DNA-templated transcription. NCBI's taxonomy places the organism in Eukaryota, Metazoa, Chordata, Mammalia, Rodentia, Cricetidae.